UCGCUGGUGUCUUUGAAUGAGGACUUUAUCGCGCCGCUUGAUAACAGAAAGCUCGGUCAAUGGAUGGAGCUGUUUUGCUGAACUGUUCAUGGCGGCUGGCUGCUGCUUUAAUACGGGGCAACUGCCCGUGUAAACUGAAAGCUCCCCGUUCCACUGUGUCUGACGUGCCGAAGCGGCAAUCCAAGCCGUCCUCUGACGACGGGUACUGGGACUGUAGCGUGUGCACGUUCAGGAACAGCGCUGAGGCGUUCAAGUGCUUGAUGUGCGAUGUCAGGAAGGGGACGUCAACUCGAAAACCACGACCUGUCUCUCAGCUGGUUGCACAGCAAGUAAAUCAGCAGUUUGCACCACCCACACACCCUAAAAAGGAGAAAAAAGAAAAAUCAGAGAAAGACAAGAGUGAUAAAGAACCAACGCUGAAAAAGAAAAGCCAUAAAAAGUUGAGGCCCAGGUUAAAAAACAUAGACAGGAGCAGCGCCCAGCAUCUAGAGGUCACAGUAGGAGACUUGACUGUAAUAAUCACAGACUUUAAGGAGAAAGCCAAGCCCAUGUCCACUUCAACGAGCGCUGCUUCAGCAGACCAACACAGCCAAAGUGGCUCAAGCUCUGAUAACACUGAACGAGGGGUCUCCAGAUGCUCCUCGCCACACGGCGAAGGCUCGUCGGUUAAUGGAGAGACUCACUAACCUUCACACCUGCAGUCUGCACAACCCGUUCUACUGCACUCUCUCUACAGCCUCAACCAGAGAUUAAACUUCAACAUGCACGUUUUUUCUAACAAUACUAUACAUGCCAAUAUGAUAGCAUUCACUUCCAUUCGGGGUUGUAUUUUUCACUGCCUUCUCACGAUGGUAAAGAAUUCAGGAGUCAAGACGUAUGCUGUAUGUUCAAUUCAAGGAACUGUCAUGAUGAACUGAAAAGAGGAACUGUAGCAUUAAAUCCCGGAUGUCAGUGGAUCUGUGCCACGUGUUGUGGUGACUUGGGUUUUAACACCUAUGUGUUUCUUCAGCGUCACGCUCAGUUGGUCGUUGCUGCACAGAAUAAAUGAUGCAUUACGAAAGAAAAUAUGAAGAAGUCAUCUCAGAAUUGUAGUUUAUCCUUGAAUUUUGUUAUCAUUAUUUGCACUUAAUGGCAUCCUGUUUUCAUGAUAACAUUUUUUUUAGCAUUAUUUCCACUUUACCAUUAUCAGUAAAUCAUAACACUUUUGGUUACUGGCCUUAUCCAGCUCUCAUUUUAUGCCAUUUGAUGCCAUUAAUUGUUUUACUGUCUAACAUUUGAGUAAAAAUAUUGAAUAAUUAUUCUAACUAUGCUUCUCCUUCACUUGGUAGAGUUAAGCAUGAUUUAAUCUAUAGAAUGGUUUAUAUUGUAAAGUAACGUUAAAUAAAAUAAGUUGUAGAUA
Messenger RNA from Chelmon rostratus (copperband butterflyfish), 1399 nucleotides. Its product is annotated as YY1-associated factor 2-like. Gene Ontology annotation, cellular component: nucleus. The record is from RefSeq and is a predicted model, not a curated record. Bases 60 to 686 code for a protein of 208 amino acids. Gene Ontology annotation, biological process: positive regulation of DNA-templated transcription. The transcript has 4 exons. Gene Ontology annotation, molecular function: transcription coregulator activity; DNA binding. Lineage: Eukaryota; Metazoa; Chordata; Actinopteri; Chaetodontiformes; Chaetodontidae.